Molecule: messenger RNA, 1162 nt
Organism: Acanthochromis polyacanthus (spiny chromis)
Lineage: Eukaryota; Metazoa; Chordata; Actinopteri; Pomacentridae
Product: sperm-associated antigen 16 protein-like
Exons: 2
Coding region: 1-768 (255 amino acids)
Biological process (GO): axoneme assembly
Cellular component (GO): axonemal central apparatus
Source: RefSeq, a predicted model, not a curated record
AUGUUACCACAGCAACCUCAAACUUUGAAGGAGUCGAGUUCAGCAAUGAGCACUGCUAACAAAAAUCAAGAAAAAGAGGACCAGGACUUGCUGGCUGACAAUGAAAGCGACUUUAAACAAGAAGAAGGUUCUUUAGAAGACGAACAGAGUUUAACAGAGGGGGAAGAAUACGUGGAAGCAGCGGUGAAAGCCAUCCAGAACCGGGCUAUUCAGAGGCCAAACACUAGCAACACACACCAACCACCUGCUGUUAGCGACUUUUUACGCAACUUUCUCUUCCAGACAGGCAUGACAGAAACCUUGAACUGUUUUCAAACCGAGUGGACCGAGAUGGUGCAGAGAGGACUGGUGGAUGGAAACAGAGUGGACGUGGUACCGGACGUGUACACUGAGAACCAGCGUCUGGAAAGGGAGCUGAAACGUUCCUGGCGGGAGAGAGAGGAAUACCGGCAGGCGGUGUCAGUCGCAGCCGAGACGCUGGUGAGGGCGCAGAAAGCCAGAGACCUUCAGAGACUGCAUCAUCAGCGUGUCAUCCAGGAGAAAAACAAGCUCAUCGAGGAGAUGAGGAAAGUCAAAGUGCAGUGCGACAACUACGAACCUGCUUUGAAGCAAAUGAGUGAAAAAUACCAGGCAGUUUCGAGGCAGGUUUUGCUGGGGGCUUUGGAGCGGGACAAAGCCUUAGGACAGAAGAGCCGUCAGUCAGCUGAGCGUCACUCCCCCAUCUGUGGGGGUGAGGAGGGAACGAUGAAGAAGAAAGGGUCGGAGUGACGUGACAGAGCUGGGUCACUGUGACAGCAGUUAGAGGAAGUUUUGACAGCUAGAGUUGGGGAGGCUGCUUCAGGGAGGUGAUGUCAGCCCAGAGAGGAGUGACACGAGGUGAGGGAAGACAGCCAACGCCCUGUAUCUGAUCUGAUGGGAAGUGGCAGGAGAUGAAGAGAAGGAGUCAAAUUCAGCCUGAAAGCGUGGUCACUGUCUGAGGUCAGCGGGAACAGAGAAUAAAUGAGAACCACUCCAGGAAUACUGAGUAGGGAAUGUCUCGUUUUGACUGUCAAUCACACUGAAAUUACACUUCAGAGAAAAUCUGCAGUUGAUAUGCAAUUUAAAAAAAAAAACUUUUACAACCCGAUAAAAAGAAAUUAAAGGGUAACAUAGUUUAUUUCAA